AUGAAGGAAUUCACUAUUUUAAAAAAAAUUGUAUACUUUUCGAUUUUUAUAUAUUUUUUUGAUCAUAAAAAAAAUGGUUUAUAUGAUGCAAAUGUAGAUGGAGUUCGAUAUUUUCAAAAAAAAUCAAUAAAUUUUAAAAAUAACAGAUUAUUAGAAUGUGCAAGCAGUAAUGAAUUUACUUCAAAUAUUGAGUAUUAUAAUGGUAAAAACGAUUUUGAUGAUGAAGAAAUAGAGGAUUAUCUAACAAAUAAUGGUUCAAAUAAAAGUAAUUACAAAUGUAAUAAUCAAUCACAUACUUUAAAAGGUGUAAAUGAUAGCACAACUGCUUUAAGUGAUGAGGGUACGGAUGCAGUGGCAUGUAUAUCAAAACAAAAGUAUAAUACAAGGAAUGAUGAACUAACAGUGCAAAACAUAUCUGAUAAUAGCGUAAACAAAAAUAAUUCAAAACAUAUACGAUUGGAAAAUAAAAAGCACACAUCAUUGAAAACUAGUAAUUUCUUGAACAUUGAUGAUCAUAAAUUUGAAGGGGAAUAUAAUAAAAUUACUUCAAAAAAAUGUGAUCGGAAACCAAAACAUGGUGGUAUACGUGCAAAAGUCUUAAAAUACGUAUAUAAGUUGGGGAAUUAA
Plasmodium yoelii is the source of this 627-nucleotide messenger RNA. Its product is annotated as fam-b protein. The transcript has 2 exons. NCBI's taxonomy places the organism in Eukaryota, Apicomplexa, Aconoidasida, Haemosporida, Plasmodiidae. The coding region runs from base 1 to 627 and encodes 208 amino acids. The record is from RefSeq and is a predicted model, not a curated record.